GGGUUUCCUUUAUGAUCCCGGGAUCUUCCUCCUUCCUCAGCAGACAUCAAGCAGCCACGCAGGCGAGCACACGCAUCAAGUCCGAGUCCCCGACGCUGCACACACACACACAGGGACCCCCCACAGACCUUAGGACCACCGUCAGGACGAGACCUCAGCGGGAUCUAAAGCACAAAGAAAGGACGACUAGAAUCCUGGUCAGCAUGUCCGAGGUGCUGCCGUACAACGAGGGCAAAAUGAGCGGCUACGGGGCGGACAGCGAGGUCAGCCAGAUGUCCUUUAGCUGCGGACUGCAGGACACAAGCGCCUUUUUUGCCGGCUCGCAGGCUAAAAGACCCCCGAAGCUCGGCCAGAUCGGCAGAGCCAAGCGAGUGGUGAUCGAGGACGACCGAAUAGACGAGGUCCUGAAGGGCAUGACGGACAAGUCGUCGCCCGGCGUCUAAACACCAGGCGCGAUGCCUUGCAGACUCUUUUCAUUUUUGAUCACCGAUUCGAAGCACUUGUCGGCCGUGCAUGUUUGGGAGGACUGCAGGACAAGACGGCACAAUGGGAUGAAAAGGAAGCAUGAAGAGGGGAGGAGUGGUCAUGGGAUAUUCCUCCACGCCAGACCCGAUUUUUGUUUUAUUUUCAAAGAGGGGGG
Entelurus aequoreus (snake pipefish) is the source of this 640-nucleotide messenger RNA. RefSeq names its product calcium/calmodulin-dependent protein kinase II inhibitor 1a (gene camk2n1a). The transcript is spliced from 2 exons. The coding region runs from base 12 to 443 and encodes 143 amino acids. The record is from RefSeq and is a predicted model, not a curated record. Lineage: Eukaryota; Metazoa; Chordata; Actinopteri; Syngnathiformes; Syngnathidae. Gene Ontology annotation, biological process: negative regulation of protein kinase activity. Gene Ontology annotation, molecular function: protein kinase binding; calcium-dependent protein kinase inhibitor activity.